Rhinichthys klamathensis goyatoka is the source of this 4309-nucleotide messenger RNA. RefSeq names its product amyloid beta (A4) precursor protein-binding, family A, member 1a (gene apba1a). Gene Ontology annotation, cellular component: dendritic spine; plasma membrane; cytoplasm. The record is from RefSeq and is a predicted model, not a curated record. Lineage: Eukaryota; Metazoa; Chordata; Actinopteri; Cypriniformes; Leuciscidae. The transcript has 14 exons. The coding region runs from base 641 to 3571 and encodes 976 amino acids. Gene Ontology annotation, biological process: chemical synaptic transmission. Gene Ontology annotation, molecular function: amyloid-beta binding; protein binding.
CGCACUCCCUUCAAUCUCUGUGGUCCACAGAGGUUCAGCGUUUUUGCAAAAUAGUGCUCUGCUGGUGAAUGGCGUACUCGGAAUACGCUUGCGCUGUAGGCAUUACCAACCUGCUUUCCUGCCAAAUACAUGCCCUAGAUGCAGACUCACUGCGCGGCGUCGGAUACUGUGCAGGUGGGAGAGCCAAACACUCGCGUGAAAACUGACUGAGAAGAAGGCGAAAUGACAAGGACAGGGCUUGCACAGGCUUGAUAAAGAAAACCCUCCGUUAGUCGUCGCUGCACAUAUUCAAGUUAUGUGCCACAUCCAUCCAAUACUAACCAUCUCCAUCCAUCCGCAAUAUCACACCUUUACUCUCACCGAGUGAUGCUGAUGCUGCUGCUGUCUAUGCAGUGAAAUGUUUGGCACUGUCUGACUCUGCACCCGUCUGGAGCUGAGCCGUUUUUUCCCCAUCUCCAGCAUCCUGAUCCCGAGCUCCGACCCUGAUUAUUAGGAUCGACUGCAAGGCCCCUAACUCGUCAACCUCGACGUCCCUCUUUGCUUCGCCCAUAGAAGAUCGAUGAGCCUGGGAGGCCGUGCUUGAGUGGAGCCCUGCUGGGAGAAGUAAUGCUCUGUGUGUAGACCUUCCCCUCUUCCAAUCAUGAGCCACCAGGAGGCGCCACACGGCCAGGAGUUGAGAGAGGCGGCUGAGGCAGACCUGGAGCGUAGAGGCCCCGAGGGCCAACAGCCCCCCUCAUCCCACCGUAGACGCCACGACAACGGAGAUGGCAGCUCCCGCUCCGGUCGCUCCCGCAACCACCACAGCAACCACGGUACGGAGAAUAACCACUACCAGUCCCAACAGCAGGGGGCCCCACGCUACCGAAGGUACGAGGGAUCAAACGGAGGGACGAACCGCACACGUGCCACGAGGAGGCCGGCGGAAGAUGGUGAUACCGAGCAGCAACCUGUUCAGCAGCCCAUACCACGACCUGCAGUUACACGCUACCGCAGACAAGGAGACAACGAGGCCCGACUUCGGGCACAGCAACAGAGACAGCGACAGCGGGAGAGGCAGCAGAGAGAUGCCGAGAGAACCGAACAGCACAGGCUGGAUCAUCAACAGCAUCUCAUCUCCCCUACGCAAGCCAUGACGCCCGCCAGAGAGCCAGAGGAAGCUGAGGAAGACGAGGGAGAUGGUGGCAGCGCUUUGGCCCGAUCCGCCAGCACCGAGAGUGGCUUCCACAACCACACGGACCGGGCUGAGGGGGAUGCAGUCAUGGUUCUUGAAGCGGAGCCCGAAGACGAAAGCACAUACGGCAUCCCACUGCGCCCUGAAGCUGAGGAGUACACCGAGAGUGCAGAGUCAGAGCAACAGCACGGUGGUCCAGCUUACCUCCAACCCCAAUACCCACCUCAGCCACCGCCCCUACCUCGAGAGCCCCUGCCUAAUGCCGAGAGGCCCCAUGAUGCAGAGACGCUAAACCCCAACUACUCCAAUUAUGUUUACACUCAACCCAUGUGCCGCAGUCCCAACGGAGAAGGAGAGGCCCGUGAAGGUGGAGCAACAGACGAUCCAGAGCCAUACUCUGAGCCCUACACUGAAUACACCCUUCAGGAGCACGUUUACGAGGAGAUCACGGACGGCCCCUCGACCAAAGCUGAGGGACAGACUCCACAACAGCGUAGGGCAGAGUUCAGACUCUUCGAGCGUGAAUUGUACGAGCAACAGGAGGCAGUUGGGUCCAGGCUCCACCACUACGACGAGCGGUCUGACGGAGAGUCGGACAGCCCUGAAAAGGAAGCAGAGUUUGCCCCGUAUCCCCGAGUCGACAGCUGCGAGCAGGAUGAGGACAUUGACCAGAUUGUGGCAGAGGUGAAGGAGAGUCUGAGCUCGCAGAGCCUGGACCGUGUCGCCAUGGGCCUGGACAAGGACGGCGAUGAAGAAGAGUGGACCAAGUCAGAGUCCCAUGGUCAAAUGGAUGAAAUCAAAUCCCCGGAGCCAAUAAUUGAAGGAGAGGGGGGAGAGCAGCCCCCCAGAAGUCCCUCAGAAGAGACAGCUCCAGUCGUGAGGAGCAGUCGUGAAAAGAGAGAUGCAAUCUCACUGGCUAUUAAGGACAUCAAAGAGGCAAUAGAGGAGGUGAAGACAAGGACGGUGCGCUCGCCCUACACGCCAGACGAGCCCAAAGAACCCAUCUGGGUAAUGAGGCAGGACCUGAGUCCCACAGCAGAAUCUGACCUGCAGCCGUCUCUGGGGGCUGAUUCUCCAGGCUCAGGCUCCACGUCCCCACAGGGGGCGGAGUCUUCCAGCCGUCCCCUGCCGCCACACGAGGGGAGCGACAGCUUUGAGUCUCCAUCUCCAGCCAGUAAAGAGUCAAGGAGAAGUCUUGCUUCAUUCCCGACAUAUGUGGAAGUACCAGGCCCAUGUGACCCAGAGGACCUCAUUGAUGGUAUUAUCUUUGCUGCUAACUACCUGGGAUCCACCCAGCUGCUCUCAGACAAGACACCCUCCAAAAAUGUGCGCAUGAUGCAGGCUCAGGAGGCUGUGAGUCGCAUUAAGACGGCCCAGAAAUUAGCCAAAAACAGGAAGAAGGCUCCAGAAGGUGAAGCUCAGCCCAUGACGGAGGUGGAUCUCUUCAUCUCCACUCAGAGAAUCAAAGUGCUCAAUGCAGACUCACAGGAGACCAUGAUGGACCACCCUUUAAGGACCAUCUCUUACAUCGCUGAUAUUGGGAACAUCGUGGUGUUGAUGGCCAGAAGGAGAAUGGCUCGCUCUGACUCUCAGGAGAACAUGGAAGCCUCUGACCCUGCCCAGGACGAGAAGCGGCAAUACAAGAUGAUCUGUCACGUGUUUGAGUCUGAAGAUGCUCAGCUCAUAGCUCAAUCCAUCGGCCAGGCUUUCAGUGUGGCGUACCAAGAGUUCCUGCGUGCCAAUGGCAUCAACCCAGAGGAUCUGAGCCAGAAAGAGUAUAGCGACCUCCUUAACACGCAGGACAUGUACAACGAUGACCUCAUUCACUUUUCCAAGUCUGAGAACUGCAAAGAUGUUUACAUAGAGAAGCAGAAGGGAGAGAUUCUUGGGCUGGUGAUUGUAGAGUCGGGCUGGGGCUCCAUCCUUCCCACAGUUAUUAUAGCAAACAUGAUGCACGGCGGCCCGGCAGAGAAGUCAGGCAGGCUGAACAUUGGGGACCAGAUUAUGUCCAUCAAUGGCACCAGCCUGGUGGGAUUACCCCUCUCCACCUGCCAGAGUAUUAUCAAGGGAUUGAAGAACCAAUCCAGAAUAAAGCUUAACAUUGUGAGAUGCCCACCUGUGACCACUGUCCUCAUCAGAAGACCAGACCUGAGAUAUCAGCUGGGAUUUAGUGUGCAGAAUGGCAUUAUUUGCAGUCUCAUGAGAGGAGGGAUAGCAGAGCGCGGCGGGGUCCGUGUUGGCCACAGGAUCAUUGAAAUCAAUACCCAGAGUGUUGUGGCCACCCCUCAUGAGAAGAUUGUACACAUUCUGUCUAAUGCAGUUGGUGAGAUUCACAUGAAGACUAUGCCGGCUGCCAUGUACCGCUUGUUAACAGCCCAGGAGCAACCAGUUUACAUCUAAAGCUACAACGCUUUCUCAAGCCUCCUGCCCCGUUGUCACCAGAUAUAACCUUAAUCUUGAUGUGAAAGUGUCAGGCCUGUGGACUGGUGACUGUGUGAUUGAAUCCACUGAAGCUCUGCUCAACAUGGCUCUCCAUGACUUCACUGCCUCCCCUGAGCUCUUCAUCUGUUCUUUUCUGUUGCUGUGAGUGAGAUUGCUGUGCUGUGUUGUUCCUCUCUGUGUGCACUGGAACGAAGCAGAGAGAGAGUGUGAGAAAUAUUUAAAGAGCCCCAUCACAGGAAAUGGUGUCCUAUUGAAACCAGAUACCGACUCUUGUGUGAUGUGAGCGUUAGGUGGACAAAAAGGAGUUUGCCUUACCAUUCUUUUUUGCUGUUAUUUAUUCGGGCUUGGCAGUCAUCAAGCGUUUUAGAUUCAACUUUGAGGAAUGUCUGAGGAAUAUGGUGGAAAUAGCAAACUGUAACUUUAAUUCAUGAAAUGGAGUUUGAAUUGAAUUGGUCACAACUUACAGGAUGUUGAAUUUGAAUUUGAAUUGGAACGACAGGAAAAUACAUAUACUGAAUUGCAAUUUCAAAGACAUUAAGCAGUUAUUAACUCAUAAAAUAACUUUGCCUAAUUAUGUUUAUAUAUUUCCUCAUAUGUAUAAUGUAUUUUUCUUAACUGAUUACAUUUUCAAUUAAUACAGCCACCAAAAUUUUAAUUUUGUUGAAUUUGAAUUAACCACAAAAUGUACUUUGACAA